This is a messenger RNA of Chelonus insularis, 1425 nucleotides long. RefSeq names its product venom acid phosphatase Acph-1-like. Lineage: Eukaryota; Metazoa; Arthropoda; Insecta; Hymenoptera; Braconidae. Gene Ontology annotation, molecular function: phosphatase activity. Gene Ontology annotation, biological process: dephosphorylation. The transcript is spliced from 6 exons. The record is from RefSeq and is a predicted model, not a curated record. The coding region runs from base 132 to 1307 and encodes 391 amino acids.
GAAUAAGACCAGUGUAAAUACGAUCUCCCGCGUGUGAAAUUCAAAUCUUUCGCACAAACACGUGGAGAUCGUCAAUUAAUUAAUAUAACAUUCAUUUUAUUAUUAUCUAUUCAAAAUAUUAUUUACUUAUUAUGUUUCGGUUUAGAGUAGUUUGGGUUAGUCUUACACUCCUAGGUGCCACAACAGCAUCUCCGCUACCGAAAGAUGAUGAGAAGUCUGUUGGAAAUGAAAAAUUAAAUGAAAAAACUCUCCGACAAGUGACACUAUUAAUGAGACAUGGACAACGAGCACCAGUAAGUACAUAUCCAAAUGACCCUUACUUGAAUUCUACAAUGGAACCUUAUGGAUGGGGGCAACUUACAAAUAAAGGUAGACUCAAUGUCUAUAACGAAGGCUUAUACCUACGAGAUCGUUAUGGAAAUUUUCUGGGUUCUGAAUAUACUCCAACAAAAUUUUGGCUUCAAAGUACUUCAGCAGAUAGAGCCAAAAUGACUGCAAUGAUUCUUGCAUCUGCUCUCUGGAAGCCAGAUGAAAAACAAACAUUUAAACCUGAUGUUAAUUGGCAACCUGUUGUACUUCACUAUUGGACACGAACUGAAGAUAAGCUAUUAAUUAUCUGGAAUGCUUGUCCCAAAUAUACUAUGGAACGUAUGAAAAUCCAGAAUGAAACAUUAGUCCAGAAUAUGAAUAAAAAGUAUAAACCAAUGUUCGAAGAAGUUGAGCACUUGUCUGGUCAAAAAAUGAAUUCUCUGAGCGAUAUUAGUGAUAUUUAUGGUACAUUAAAAUCAGAAGAAACUAUGGGUCUUCAAUUACCGGAAUGGACUAAAGACUACUAUCCCGAACAAAUGGAGCCAUUAUCAAACUUCCACCUUGCUAUGAACGUGUUCAAUGAAGAACUUCGACGACUAGCAGGUGGGCCAUUUUUGAAAAAAUUAACUCGCAAAAUGAAGGAAAAAGCUGAGGGAACGUUAAAGCCUCCACAAAGAAAAAUGUACGCAUAUAUUGCUCAUGACAAUACUCUAGCCAACAUUUUAACUGCACUAAAUGUAUGGGAUCGCAAAGAUCCAGGAUAUAAUGCUAUGAUUUUGUUUGAACUCCAUGAAAAUCAUGAAAAAUGGUAUGUUCAAGUAUUUUAUAAAAAUUCUCCCGAUUACAAAACUGAACCGCUUGAUAUUCCUGGAUGUGGUACCUCUUGUACUUUAGACGAAUUUAUAGAAGCUACUAAGUCAGUAAUUCCAGAAAAUUAUGAAGAAGAAUGUAAAGUAGACGACCCUAAUUAUGUAAUUCCAAACGCACCACCAGCGUGAAAAUAAUUAAAAAACUUCUAUUAGAUUGACUAAAAUAUUAGAAAAAAAAUGAUCUGUGAUUUUGAGAAUUAAUUGAAUUAAUCGAGAAUUACCAGUCCAAAAAAAAAUAUAGGAUUAG